Molecule: messenger RNA, 1279 nt
Organism: Phyllotreta striolata
Lineage: Eukaryota; Metazoa; Arthropoda; Insecta; Coleoptera; Chrysomelidae
Source: the annotation of a GenBank genome assembly
GUGAAAUUGUUCAUUUCAAUUCAAAUGGAGGAAAUUCUAAUUUAUUUGAAUUACGUUAAACAAUCUCUACGAAAUAUUAAGAAUUUUACCAAAGUACACAUAGUACUGGGAAACGAAUCUUGCGACAUAGAUUCCAGCGUUUCUUCGCUAGUUUUAGCCUAUUUCAUCUCUAAAAAGAUUUCGACGAAUUGCUUCUGUCCCUUAGCCGAAGGCUCCCUCGUAAUUCCAGUUCAAAAUGUUACUAAAGAAGACUUUUUGUGCAGAACCGAUAAUUGUUACCUGUACAAAGAAAUUAAUCUACCCUUAGAUCUUUUGAUCUACAAGGAUGAGUUGAAUAUGAAAGAACUAAUUUCAAGCGUAAACCUUACUACAACGUUGGUUGAUCAUCACGUGCUAUCUGAAGACGAUAAAUUCCUCAAAGAUACUGUUCUGCAAAUUUUCGAUCAUCGACCUAGAGAUAUUGGUUUCGAUUGGCCAGAAGACAAAGUGAGAGUAACAAUUCGAGAAGUGGGUUCUUGCAGUACAUUAAUAGCUGAUAAAAUAUUAUCAAUGGAGGAAGAUGCUUUGACGAAAGAUUUAGGUUUUUUAAUUUAUGCUGCUAUUGUAUUCGACACACAAGCCUUAUCGCCUAAAAGUGGUCGUGCAAAGGAACUCGAUCAUUACAUAGUUGGUAAAUUGGAAGAGAAAUUUCAAUUUUCCGAUGACCGGAAAACGCUGUUUGAUAUAUUGUGGAAAGCUCACAACGACAUAUCGCAGUUAACGCCUAGACAGAUACUUAUAAAAGAUCUGAAAAUCGUAGGAAACGUGGCAGUACCCGGUUUGCCGAUGCUGGUAGAAGAUUUUUUAAAGCUCGAUAAAUCUUACCAGCAGUUGAAAUCCUUUGCUGAAGAGUUCGAGGCUCCAGUUCUCGUUUUAGUAGGAUUAGAUGCCGCCGAAGGCAAUAUAAAAAGAGAUUUAGCUGUUUUAUUUAAAAAUGAGAGUAAUGAUGUGAAGGAAAAAUUACUAGAAAUGUUAAUUAAUAGUCAAAAAUAUAAGGGAUACGAUUUUCAAUUUAAAGAAGUGCCUUGUAAUUACGAGGAUAUUAAGUGUUAUAGGCAGGAAAACGUGAGUUUAUCUAGGAAGCAAGUUAUACCAAUUAUUAAAGAUUUCGUGAAUUCUAUCUGAUAUUUGGUGUUUGUGUUGAAAUUAUUUUUUCCUAUCAAAAGAAUCACCGAGAUCUUUUCUUUCAGCUUUCACUAAUGACUUAUUCUGUAGCCAAAAAGGUGAUGCUCCCUAAAAC